Molecule: messenger RNA, 3924 nt
Organism: Lutra lutra (Eurasian river otter)
Lineage: Eukaryota; Metazoa; Chordata; Mammalia; Carnivora; Mustelidae
Product: translation initiation factor IF-2-like
Exons: 6
Coding region: 1-1587 (528 amino acids)
Source: RefSeq, a predicted model, not a curated record
AUGAAGAAAAACAUGUUAACAAGUGGAGAGCUCAUACAGGCCAAGCAAAGCAGCGCGAACACCAGCAGAACAAGGGGAAAGGAAAGAGACAACUCACGGAACACAAAGGGCAAUGACCACAACAGAGAGCGCUCCUGCACCUCUCCUCAUGCUCCAGCCAAGUCCAAAGGGGAAAGUGCAAAACUCUCAUCCCAAAUGCUAAAAAAUGCACACAAUACUGAAGUUCCACACCACAGCGUGUUACCGAAGCUUGAGAUGCUGCUCAAGACACACGCCUACCAGACAGCGCCAAGGCCCACAGACCCCCCCGACGUAGUGCAGCGGGAACACACUCGACGACGGCUACGGCGAUAUGAAAUUGGAAUGACUCAAAGUCCAAGAAUAUUUCUGCGGGAUUUAGCACCCGCCUUCGGUAACGCGACGCCGGGCAGCAGCCUCCGACUGAACGGCAUCGAGGUCUUGCUUCACCUGCCCCUCGCCCGCUUCCCUGGGCAGCACGUCACCCGGCAACUCACACGCCCCGCCAGGAAACCCGUGUCGUCUGCGGGACUCUCGCUCCUUCUUCCAACUCUAACCGAGACGACCCGGUUCUAUGCUCCCGGCUCCGGAGACAGCGGCCGGCACCGAGCUGCAGGGAGCGGACACGGCGGUCCGGUGACGCCGCUGCCCCCGCCGCACGGAACCGAGCCCUCCGGGGCCGGAAGAGCGCAGCGCGGCUGCAGCGGGUCUCAGACGACCGCGGACACGCACGCGGGUCCCAGGAACUACGCGAGCCGGCGACCCCGGGAUUCGGGGCCCGCGUCGGUGCGCACCCGGCUGCCCAACACGCUCCUCCGGGACGCGCUUCCCCCUCACCCUAAGGAAAAGCACGACGCACGCACGGAGCCAGCUGGGCCUCCGGGGCCCUCCGCGGCCGGCGCUUCCCCCCAAGCCCGCGGGUGGUCCCCGCUCCCAGCCCCGCUGCCAGCGCCCCGCACUCUCGCCCGACCCGCAGCGCGGACGGCGGCCCGGGGCCAGCGGGGUCCCUCCGCUUCCGCCGGGGGCGGCCGGGGCGGCGCCCCCCUCUCACACCUGCCCGCCAGGCCCGGCUCCGCCGCCCGCGAAGCCCCGAUCCGCAGGGCGCCCCGCACAGGCAGGGGGAGGCCACAGCUCAACCGGCAGCCGCGCCGCGCCGAGCGCCGACCCGCGAGUGGGGCGCGCGCCCCCCGCCUCCGCUCGCGGCCGCUCCCCCGCGGCCCGAGCCCCCACUGCCACGGAACGCGGCGCGGGACUCCCCGUUACCUGCGGGAGGGCGGCCGAGGGUCUUGGCUCGGGGACCCUCUUCGCCCCCUGCUGACACCAAGCGCCCUCGCCUACCCUAUGCGGCCGGGGCCACCACACGCGCAGUCUUCGCGGGGGGACGCUCCCUCCGCCACCAUAGAGACGGGUCCGGAAGCCGGACAGAACGCCAGCCUUCAGGCCUCCGACGCCGCCACUGAGGAGAACGAACCCGAAACCGAGCUAGAGCGGCCGCAAAGGCCAGUCUUUAUUCCAGACAAGCAGGGAGGUGCUGCCGGACUCCAAAGAGAACAGAACACGGAAGCCUAACGCAUUAUUGCUUUCGUGGACUUUCAACCUGGCGAGAACGUGUAUGUGCGAUUUUUGAAAUCUGAGGAGGUAUCAGUAUUUUCCACAUUCCCAUUAAACUAGCAACGAAGACACAAAAGACCUAACACUCACCUCACUGAAAACCUCAGUGUACCCCCAAUGCUUGAAUGUGGGAAGACUUGCCGAGGCAGUUGGGGGGAUUUAGGAAAAAUCCUCCAGGUGACACUUGGAAACGUGGGAAAAAAGUGAAGAUCAGUUUAUAUAUCUCGAAUCCUGUUUCAUGACCGGAGACAAGACAGCUGGUAAAAACUCAUCUUGUUACAAGAAACAAAGACUCUAGAAGCGGGCGUGCGGCUGGGUUGAAGAAAAACCGUUCUUGUCUGUGGGACCUUCUGACAAUCCGGCUUGGGUUUGCAGCGCGCCCCCGCGGGCCUGGAGUGAACCCCCCGCGCGGGGCCCGGUGGGAGCCCGACGCCAGCUGCGGUCACAGCGCGACUGUGGUCGUGGCAGGUCAUCUUGUGCCACGUUCGUCACGCGUCAUUCCCGGAGCUUCGGUCAAGUUGCGGUAAGCUGGAGAGUGCAGUUCUGUGCAGAGCAGCGUGGGAGGCGCUUCGCCUGCAUUUGGCAGGGGACAGGCGAGGGGACAGUGUCUCCUACCCAGGUCCUGCUGGACACAGCAGCUGCUCGCUGUCGGGGGCGGCGCUACGGUAAUGAAGGUGACCGAGGGCCGCAGGGUGGGGACAAAUUAAGGAAACAGAACCGAGGAAGCCGUUCUGGCCCUGUGUGAGAGGGCAGCUCGGGGAGCUCUGAGAGAGAGCAGAAGGCUCCUGAGGAGAGCUCAUUUCCAGCCUGAGCCGUGGCAGUUCAGCUAGUAAAGCGCACGUGACUUCCAUUUGCAGGCAACACCUAGCGAGGCCGGACACUCGCUAGUCUGCAAACGGUGCUUCUAAAAGUGCCGGAGGCCAAACUCUUUGGUUCUCUGAAGUAAGAAUUUCAGAUACUCUCCCUUAUUCCUGUAGUGAAACUUUCCUUCAUAAAUAAAGAUAAAUCAGCUCAUGCCUGAAUGGGAAGUUCACAAUUUCAAAAUUUGUGAAGCCCUAAAAUAAUGAAAACAAUCACACAGGGAGGGGAGCACGUGCACCUCAGUGAGCGCAGCCCUAGGACGGCCUGAGUGCCCCGCACGCCCUUCCCCAGUCAGCUCCCCACAGCGUGAGGGAAGUUAUGCUCCGGAAUGUUUGCUUUCUCCUUCUCUUAACGUCACCUCUUCCAUGUGUCUAGACUUUGUAUGUGGCAUAAAUAACACGGCAGGAUAUCUGUUUUGAGUUUACUGGAUUGGAAACUGGAGACGCGUCACGUACUGACCAAACGCACGAGCUUGGGCACGUCUCUUCGUGUCCCCUGGCCACAGCUUCUUCAACGGAAGGAGUGGGACAGGGCUCGGCAUCAAAGGCUCUUUCCAGCUUUCACGCUCUGUGGUUAAACGGAAACUGGGACAAAUAAAUGGGUGCUUUCAGGAAGAUCGAUUAGGUUGUGAGGUCGAAGACACAAAUCGUACCUUAGAGUCACUCCCCGGGAGCACACAUGCUUCCUGAUACACAGCGGGUGAUUAAGACAAUCUGUUCACAAUAUUUAAAAUUUUUAUGUGUUUGGUCUCUCAAAUCCAUAGAUACACUGAGUUAUUUUAAAGGCUCUUUCCAGCUCUAUUAUUCUAUGCUUAAAAUAUAAAUCAAGCCAAAUAAAUACUGUAGUAGACCACUGAGGUUUUAAAAUUCCAGGACAGAAGUCUUAUUUUUGAUCUGUGUAUUCCCUUCAAAGCCUAACAUAACUCCUUCCAUAGCAGGUACUCAAGGAACUAUCUCUGUGUUACGGUUAUUUGUUUUGCUGUGUUUGUCAAGUAUAUUUCCAACACUGUAACAUUAAUGAGUUGCUUUCAAAAUUCAUUAUUAACUAUAAUGUCUAUUUCUUACCACCCAAAUCUUACAAAAACAAGAAAACAAAUGGGAAACAGGUGAGAAAAAUAUUCUGUUCCUUAGUUUUCCUGUGAGACGGCUUUUCCAUACUUUAGAUGACACGAAUAGUAAAAUUUAAAAACCCAAUACGAAUCUAGUUUCACAUGCACUACCAGACGUCUCAGGCUUUCUACCUUAAAAUCAGAAAGACAAGAAUUCAAGUUGCUGAAGAGACUCUAUGCAUAUGUAACAUAAUCUACGGCACACGUUCCAUUACUCAUUGAAAACUAGUUAACUUUGGGAAGCAGCCCUGGAAAGGCAGACGGCAUGGGAAAAAAAGGAUGAUAUUCUUUUCAUAAACUUGAAAGCCACACACAUCAUCUGGAGU